AUGAAGAGGCGUAGGCAGACGAAGAAAAGAAGAAGAAGAGGAAGAAGAAGACGAAGAAAGGGGUAUUUCUAUGUUGAAGAGAGAGAGAGAGAGAGAGCAAGUCCAGAAGUGAAGACGGGAGGACAGCAAGCAGCAAGCAGCAACACAGAGAGGGAGGCAGGGAGAGGGAGAAUCAGUCAAGAGUCUCUCAGGGUAUCCAGCAUCCAGUAUCAAACUGACCUUUAUAUAUAUAUAUCUAUAUAUAAGAUAAGACCGAGGGUCAACCAUCAUAUCAACCCUCGUCGACUCUCUCCAUCGUCCACCACCCCGAAGAAUGCUAUCCUCACCACCACCGCCGGGGCUCGGCCAGGUGGUGAGGAUAGUUGGUGGAGAGAAGAGAAGAGAAGAGAAAGAAAAGAAGAAGAAGAAGAAGAGAAGAAGAGAAGGAAGGGAAGAGAAGGCCCCCUUUUUAUAGACUUCGUCAUCAUCUUCUCUUCUUCUUCUUUGGGUAUCUCCACGACUGUCAUCCUCACUCAUCUUACUCUUCUUUACUCUCUCUCUCUCCAAGUCGUCUCCAAGUCGUCUUCUUCUUCUUCUCUUCCUCUCUACUUAUCUCUGCUUAAAGAAGAAGAGAGUCAGAAGGACAGAAAGAUAGAAGAGAAGAAGAUAGAGAUAGAGAGAGAGAUGGAGAGUAAAAGAGAGAGUCUUGUCUUCUUUGGUCUUCUUCUUCUUCUCCUCUUCUUCUCUUCUUCUCUUUUGGCUAAGUUAACUACUGUUGACCUUAUCGAUAGGCACAUCUACUUAACUAGUCAAGGAGACAUCAAGGAUAGACAGUUGGAAGACAAGAGACAGGAGAUAGAGAUCUUCAUCUUCAUCUUCAUCUUCAUCUUCUUCUGUUUCAUCUUUUUAUCUUUUAUCUCUUCUUCUUUUUGUCUUCUAUCUCUUACUACUUCUCUUCUUCUUCUUUUACUUCUUUUACUACUUAUAUUACUUCUACUUCUUCUUCUACUCAUGUCGAGUGUCUCUUCCUCUGCAGACUCGAAGAUGCCCAAGGACGACUCUCUGGUCGGUGGUGGUGGUGGCAGUGGUGGUGGUGGUGAUGCUGCGACUUCGACGACUUCAACGACUUCAGCUUCAACGCCCCCGACGACCGACCUCCCAGACAAGCCGGUCGACGACUCCUCCAAGCUGCGCGCCUUUCUCUCCAUCCUCCGCAACUCCUCGAGCCCAUUCCAAAUCUCGGUCAGUCCUCAUACUUCUACUUCUACUUAUAUAUAUAUAUAUAUAUAUACAUACUUACUUAUGGAUAGAGUACUGGAACUACCUCGACAGGCCAGAGAGCUUUGCCAGGUGAGAUCUUUACUCUCUUUACUCUUUUUACUCUUAUUAGAUGCUAAGAUGAGUAGCAUAGGAAAGUCGGAUGACGAGCUGGGGCGCAUGCUCGAGGUCCUGCGCUUCUGGUUCACCAAGGACCUGUUAUUUAUUUAUAAGAGUAUGCUAAUUGAGAAGAAAUACGUCAAAGGGAAGCCCUGCAAGCCUUACAACUCGGUUCUCGGAGAGUUCUUCAGGUGCAACUGGGAGGUCAAAGACACCGAAGGGGCAGUCUCGCUUCCCCCAGCCAAGCCAGAAUCCAGCUCCAACUCCAAGUCCAACUCCGCCGCCCCGUCCAUCGCAUCCACCUCUGCCACCACCACCACCACUACCACUUCUUCUUCUUCUCCUUCUUCAGCCGAGACAGUCAAGAUAUCCUACAUCACCGAACAGACUUCCCACCACCCCCCCGUCUCCGCUUUCUGGGUAGACUGUCCCCAACGUGGCAUCACCGCCCGCGGGUUCGACCAGAUCAGCGCCAAGUUCACGGGCACCUCAGUCCGCAUCACCCCGGGACAGCAUAACCUCGGCAUCUUCAUCACCCUCGCCCGCCGCGACAACGAAGAGUACCGGCUCACCCAUCCAGACGCCCAUCUAGGUGGUCUCCUGCGCGGUGCCCUCUCGGUCUCCGUCGCUGAUACCUGCUACAUCACCUGUCCACGCACCAGGAUAAAGGCUAUCCUGCAGUACCUCGAGGACGGAUGGCUCAGUAAAGCCCAGCAUUGUGUCUCCGGAGCCGUGUUCAGAUACGAUCCUGACAACGACUGCAUCACUCGUAUCAAGGACAUCCCCGCGACACACCUGCUCGCCGAGAUCUCCGGCUCCUGGCACGAACGCAUAUACUUCAACCUGCCCUCCAACCCAAAGGAUAAACAGCUGCUCAUCGACGUCACGCCGCUCUUCCCCGCGGCCAAAAUCACCCCUCCCCCCGAAAAACAGCUCGCCUACGAAUCCCGUCGGCUCUGGGCAGACAUCACCGCCGCCAUCAACGCCAAGCAGUACUCCCUUGCCACCAGGCUGAAACACGAGCUCGAAGAGUCCCAGCGCUCCAAGGCCGCCUUGCGCAAGGAGAACAACCACGAGUGGACCCCCAGGUUCUUUACCGUCGCAGAACAGCAUAUCCAGCCUGGCAGACCGCAUCUGACGGAUGACGGUCGCAAGGCACUGGACAACUUACAUCGUGAUCUCUUUGACCUGGACGAGAAGCUGACUCCCUCGGGCGAGUUUGCUCGAUAA
Molecule: messenger RNA, 2586 nt
Organism: Trichophyton benhamiae CBS 112371
Lineage: Eukaryota; Fungi; Ascomycota; Eurotiomycetes; Onygenales; Arthrodermataceae
Exons: 9
Coding region: 1-2586 (861 amino acids)
Biological process (GO): piecemeal microautophagy of the nucleus; endocytosis; exocytosis
Cellular component (GO): cytosol; membrane; intracellular membrane-bounded organelle
Molecular function (GO): sterol binding
Source: RefSeq, a predicted model, not a curated record